Messenger RNA from Rosa chinensis, 2253 nucleotides. RefSeq lists its product as uncharacterized. The transcript is spliced from 3 exons. The coding region runs from base 1 to 2253 and encodes 750 amino acids. The record is from RefSeq and is a predicted model, not a curated record. Gene Ontology annotation, molecular function: nucleic acid binding; zinc ion binding. NCBI's taxonomy places the organism in Eukaryota, Viridiplantae, Streptophyta, Magnoliopsida, Rosales, Rosaceae.
AUGGGAAUUUCAGGUGGAAUGAGACCCGGACGCAGAUCUCGUGCUGGCAGGAACCAUUCACCCGCUGGUGAGGGUGAUGAUGAGCAUGUUCCUCGUGGGUUGUUACGGACCGUGGAGCGGUUGUUUGAGCGUUUUGCAGCGGCUCUCCCCAAUCCUAGGACUGAUUAUACUGUGGAGCGUGCCAGACGCCAUGGGGCGUAUACUUUCUCUAGUGCUCCUACGGAGUCCUUAGCAGGAGACUGGAUUACCCGCAUGGAGAAAGUAUUUGAGUCCUUGGGUUGUCCAGCUGCUAGGAGGGUUCCUUUGGCUAUUGACCUCCUAGACGGGGAUGCAUGGCUUUGGUGGCAGGGUACCAGGAAUAUGGGUUUUGACCCAACUACCAUGACUUGGGAAGAGUUCAAAACGGAGUUUUCAAAUCGGUACUAUAAUCAGGCAUCCCAGCACCGCCUCCGAUUUGAGUACAUGCAGUUGAAGCAGACUGAAGAGAUGACUGUGUUACAGUAUGAGGAGCGUUUCAUUGAUUUGUCUUGGUUUGCCCCUGAGUUGGUGGCGACAGAAAAGUUGAAGGUUGAUCAGUUUAUCAAUGGCCUCCUACCUAUGUAUCGAGAUUGGUUGGCGCCUCACAAUUAUCCGACUUUUAAGUUAGCUGUGGAGGCUGCUAUGAGGUGUGAGGCUAGAUAUCUGGACGGUUCCCGACCUUUGGAGAUUGGCGGUCCCAGUCAGGGGCCAUCUAAGAGAAUUGCCUCUAGUUCGGGUUCUGCAUCGUCAUCAGGCAGUAGACCGAGCAGUUCAGAUUCUAGCUCUCGUCAGCGCUUCAGGGGACGCUUCAGGAGGCCUGGGCAGACAGGUAAGAGACAGUCCAGGGGGGGCACUGCUAGUUCCAGUGGAGGCUUUGGUAGACAGGCGAUUCCGAUAGACUAUCCCCAGUGUGCUACUUGUGGUAGACACCAUGCAGGCCCGUGUCAGGCAGGUGUGGGGACUUGUUACCAGUGUGGCCAGUGGGGUCACUACAGGAGAGAAUGCCCUCAGUUGACCCAGGGAGUCUUCACUACUACUGGUCAGAGUAUGGGUCAGACAUCUGUGGGUGCUACUAGUUCGGGUUCUCAUGGCAGUUUGACAGGCAGGAGCAGCACUCAGCCGGGUCGUGGACAGAGAGGGCGUCCAGUGACCCAGGCCCGUCUUCAUGCUAUGACCCAGCAGGAGGGGAUGGAUUUCCUACGGAUGCAUCAUGCCUUAGUGGAUUUCUUUUGUAGUACUGUAUUAUUUCGGAGUCUGGGUAAGCCAGUUGUCACCUUUUAUGGUGAACGGGAGGUUCUCCCAUCUUGCAUAAUCUCAGCUUUAACUGCUAAGAAGAUGUUGAGUAAGGGUUGCCAAGCUUAUUUGGCACAUGUGGUGAAUUCAAAUGCCGAAGUUAUGGAUCUUAGCCAAAUUCCUGUUGUUGGUGACUAUCCAGAUGUAUUUCCAGAAGAAUUGCCUGGAUUGCCCCCGGUGCGAGAGAUAGACUUUACCAUUGAUUUACUUCCAGGUACAACACCCAUCUCUCAAGCACCUUAUAGAAUGGCACCGGCGGAACUGAAGGAGUUGUAUGUACAGUUGCAGGAGUUAACGGAUAAGGGAUUUAUACGACCUAGUGUAUCUCCCUGGGGUGCACUUGUGUUGUUUGUGAAGAAGAAAGAUGGUACUUUGAGGCUUUGUAUUGAUUACCGGAAACUAAACAGGGUGACUAUAAGGAAUAAAUAUCCCUUGCCCCGCAUUGAUGAUUUGUUUGACCAGUUGAGGGGUGCUAAAGUUUUCUCAAAGAUUGAUUUGAGGUCUGGUUAUCAUCAGUUACGGAUUAAAGAGGAGGAUGUAGCCAAAACUGCUUUUCGAUCACGUUAUGGUCAUUAUGAGUUCCUUGUUAUGCCUUUUGGGUUGACUAAUGCACCCGCUGCUUUCAUGGAUCUCAUGAACAGGGUGUUUCGCCCGUAUCUUGACCGCUUUGUGAUUGUGUUCAUUGAUGACAUACUGGUUUAUUCUAAAAGUGAGGAGUUACAUGCUGAGCACUUGAAUAUUGUGUUGGAGACUCUACGACUACACCAAUUGUAUGCUAAAUUCAGUAAGUGUGAGUUUUGGCUUGACCAAGUGACAUUCUUGGGUCACAUCAUUACAGCUGCUGGUGUUAGUGUGGAUCCGCAAAAAGUAGAAGCAGUGUUGAAUUGGGAAAGACCUACCAAUGUAACGGAGAUUCGUAGUUUCUUGGGUCUUGCUGGAUAA